Molecule: messenger RNA, 555 nt
Organism: Lodderomyces pseudojiufengensis
Lineage: Eukaryota; Fungi; Ascomycota; Pichiomycetes; Serinales; Debaryomycetaceae
Exons: 1
Coding region: 1-555 (184 amino acids)
Source: RefSeq, a predicted model, not a curated record
AUGAAAAGUUUAAAAGAUUUUAAAAAAGGAGCUAAAAUAAAAGUAAAUGAUAGAAUGCAAAAAGAUUAUGAAUAUGAAAUAGAAGCAGAUGGUUUAGGAGCAGAAGCUUCAGAUUUUAAUGAUGAUGGUUUUAAUCCACACUUAACUCCAGCAGAAGUUUUAAAAGAAGGAGUAUUUGAAGGUAAAUACUUAAAUGAUUGUGAAGAAGAAUUACCAAAAGAAUGGUAUGAAGAAAGCAAAGAAAAAAGAGUCGGAGUUGGUAAAGAUCCAGAUAUUGAAUUAAAUAGAUUUAAAAUUAAAAGUAGACAAAGUCUUGUUAUAUGGAGAGAAAAUGAAUGGAUAAUGGGGCAUGAUCCAAGAGGUUGGUUUCAAUGGUAUUGUAGAUAUUGGUUAGGUAGAAGAAAUGAAGAAGUUGAUAAAUUUCAAAAAAAAAGAUGGAGAGCUUUUAAAAGACAUCAUGGUCAAGUUAAAAAACAUUGUAAAAAAGGUGAUUUAAGUUGUAGACCAAAACAACGUCAAGCUCUUUUACAAUGGGCUUAUGAUCCUUUUAUUUGA